Molecule: messenger RNA, 3675 nt
Organism: Lampris incognitus (smalleye Pacific opah)
Lineage: Eukaryota; Metazoa; Chordata; Actinopteri; Lampriformes; Lampridae
Gene: mtrex
Product: Mtr4 exosome RNA helicase
Exons: 27
Coding region: 1-3096 (1031 amino acids)
Biological process (GO): maturation of 5.8S rRNA; RNA catabolic process
Cellular component (GO): nucleus
Molecular function (GO): RNA helicase activity; ATP binding; RNA binding
Source: RefSeq, a predicted model, not a curated record
AUGGCGGACACGUUUGGGGAUGGUUUGUUCAGCGUGUUUGACGAUGACCAGGCUACUUCUAGUCAAAAUCUGCCUUCGUCCGCGGUAGCAGUUAUUGGGAACUACACAGGGAAACAACAAUGUGACACAGACCCCAGCCUAUCUGAGAGGGGUAAAAAGAAAUUAGACUACGAUGGAACAGAGGAGAUGCCGCUUACGAAAAAAGCCCGACAGGAAAUUAAUCUUGCAGACUUUAUGCCCCAAGUGAAGGUGGAGCAGGUUGAGACAUUGGAAGGAUGCACACAUGAGGUUGUUCUGCCUACCAGUGAGAACUACGUGCCACUUAAACCUAGACAGGGGAAAGCAGCCAAGGAAUACCCAUUUGUUCUUGACCCGUUCCAGCGUGAAGCAAUCUUAUGUCUUGACAACAACCAGUCAGUGCUUGUGUCUGCACACACCUCUUCUGGUAAAACUGUCUGUGCUGAGUAUGCCAUAGCACUGGCCUUGAGGGAGAAGCAAAGAGUGAUCUUUACCAGCCCCAUUAAGGCCUUAUCCAACCAGAAGUACAGAGAGAUGUAUGAAGAGUUCCAGGAUGUAGGACUGAUGACUGGUGAUGUCACUAUCAACCCUAAUGCCUCCUGCCUUGUAAUGACCACAGAGAUCCUCAGGAGCAUGUUGUACAGAGGUUCUGAAAUCAUGAGAGAAGUGGCAUGGGUCAUCUUUGAUGAGAUCCAUUACAUGAGAGAUGCAGAGCGUGGUGUUGUGUGGGAAGAGACCAUCAUCCUACUUCCUGACAAUGUGCACUAUGUAUUCCUGUCAGCAACCAUCCCUAAUGCUAAACAGUUUGCUGAGUGGAUCUGCCACCUCCACAAACAGCCCUGUCAUGUGGUGUACACAGAGUACCGUCCUACUCCUCUUCAACACUACAUCUUUCCAGCAGGGGGCGAUGGACUCCAUCUAGUUGUAGAUGAGAACGGAGACUUCAGAGAGGACAACUUCAAUACAGCUAUGGAGGUGCUCAGAAAUGCCACUGGCCCUAGCACUAGUAGUGGACCUGGGGGCAAGUUAAACAAUAGAGGACGACAAUUUGGAACUAAAGGGCCAUCCAGCGUGUUCAAGAUAGUGAAGAUGAUCAUGGAGAGAAACUUUCAGCCUGUGAUUAUUUUCAGCUUCAGCAAGAAGGAGUGUGAAGCCUAUGCUUUGCAGGUGUCCAAACUGGACUUCAACAGUGAUGAGGAAAAAGGUUUGGUGGAGGAAGUUUUCAACAAUGCAGUCGACUGUCUUUCAGACGAAGAUAAGAAACUACCUCAGGUGGAGCAUGUGCUGCCACUUCUAAAAAGGGGUAUAGGUAUCCACCACGGAGGCCUAUUGCCCAUACUGAAGGAAACCAUAGAGAUCCUUUUCUCUGAAGGCCUACUCAAGGCACUGUUUGCCACAGAGACGUUUGCAAUGGGAAUCAACAUGCCAGCACGCACUGUGCUCUUCACCAGUGCACGCAAGUUUGAUGGCAAGAGCUUCCGUUUUAUCACAUCAGGUGAGUACAUCCAGAUGUCUGGACGUGCUGGGAGGAGAGGGAUGGACGAGAGGGGAAUUAUUAUCUUUAUGGUGGAUGAGAAGAUGAACCCAGCUGUGGGGAAACAGCUGCUCAAGGGCUCUGCUGACCCGCUGAACAGCGCCUUCCACCUGACCUACAACAUGGUUCUCAACUUGCUGCGUGUGGAGGAAAUCAACCCAGAAUACAUGCUAGAGAAGUCUUUCUAUCAGUUUCAACACAUCAGAACUUUGCCAGGAGUGUUGGAGAAGAUUAAGAAGUUGGAGGAUGAGUAUCACACCAUUGAGAUCCCUAAUGAGGAGAGUGUAACGGUCUACUAUAAAAUCAGAAAGCAGUUGUUCAAACUGGGCAAAGAAGUCCAAGAAUAUAUCCUAAAACCCAAAUACUGCUUGCCUUUCUUACAACCUGGACGUCUUGUCAAGGUAAAAAUUCAAGAUGCUGAGUUUGGAUGGGGAGUGGUUGUCAACUUUUCAAAGAAGACAAACGUUAAGGCUGGUCCAGACGCAGAGCCGCUGUAUGUGGUGGAGGUCUUACUCUACUGCAGUAAGGAGAGCGUAAAGGAGUUUGCCACUGAGGCUGCCAAGCCCCCUGCCCCAGGGGAGGCUGGAGAGAUGCAGGUGGUUCCAGUGAUGCUACAUCUAGUGACGUCUAUCAGCUCUAUUCGUGUUUACUUACCCAGAGACCUCAGGUCAUUUGACAACAGACAGCGCAUGUUCAAGUCUAUACAGGAGGUUGAGAAGCGUUUCCCAGAUGGCAUUCCUUUGGUGGACCCCAUUGAUGACAUGGGCAUCAAGGACAAUACACUGAAGAAACUCAUUCAAAAAACGGAAGCCUUUGAGCACCGACUGUACUCUCACCCCUUACACCAUGACCCAAGUCUGGAGGCUGUCUAUUCGCUCUGUGAGAAGAAAGCACUGAUCGCUGCAGAAGUAAAAUCAGCCAAACUAGAGCUGAGAAAGGCACGGACCGUUCUGCAAAUGGACAAACUGAAGUGUAGAAAGAGAGUCCUGCGACGGCUUGGCUUUGCCACACCCUCUGAUGUCAUCGAAAUUAAGGGACGAGUUGCCUGUGAAAUUAACAGUGCUGAUGAGCUGCUCUUGACAGAGAUGAUGUUCAAUGGGCUCUUCAAUGAUCUGACAGCAGAACAAUCCACUGCCCUGCUGUCCUGCUUUGUGUUCCAGGAGAAUGCCAGUGAGAUGCCAAAACUGACGGAGCAGCUCGCUAGACCCUUCAGACAAAUGCAGGAGUAUGCAAAGCGCAUCGCCAAGGUGUCGGCAGAUGCCAAGGUGGAGGUGGACGAGGAGAGCUAUCUCAGCAAGUUUAAGCCACACUUGAUGGACGUGGUCUACACCUGGGCCAAUGGCGCUUCGUUUUCUCAGAUCUGCAAGAUGACAGACGUCUUUGAAGGUAGCAUAAUCCGCUGCAUGCGUCGUCUGGAGGAGUUACUGAGACAGAUGUCCUCUGCAGCCAAAGCUAUUGGCAACACCGAACUGGAGACGAAGUUUACCGAGGGAAUAACCAAGAUCAAGAGGGACAUCGUGUUUGCUGCCAGUCUUUACCUAUAAUCCCUUGCCUCCUGACACAAAAGGAGGAAGUUAAACAAAGACCAUGAUAAUUUCUAACUGAAACCGUAGCGGUUGGCAAACUCAUCUAUCGGCACUUCAGAUAAUUACGACUUCCUGCCUCAAUGGUGUAACGUCAUACUUAGAUGUAUGUUGACGGGAAAAGUCUUCGUUUAGGCAGGUGGCAAGUGGCUCCCUGAGUUCACAAAAGUCCUGGAUGACUGUUUGUGAUAGAGGUCAACUGUAGUGUGUAAUAACUAUGACAUCUGAGAAAGAAAAAAAAAGAAAAGAAUAGAAAGUGCCGUUUUGUAAUCAAUGCUCCCAAUCAACACAAAUGCAACAGAGGGCCUUUUCCUCUGAUUUUCAUUUCUUUUGUUAAUAAGGAAAGCGGUGCAUCGUAUGAAUCCAUGGAUGUGGCGGAGAAAGAUGAAAGUGUAAUUCAUGCUUUAAUUUUGAGCUCAUGGUUUUUUUUGACACAUUUUGUCUUUAUUUUUACUUUUCAUGUUAAUAAGCAAAAUGACAGUUAUUUUUUUGUUUUGCUGUCAUUCAGAGAGCACAAUAAACUUUACAUUGAAAAUACAA